Messenger RNA from Closterium sp. Naga37s-1, 1540 nucleotides. NCBI's taxonomy places the organism in Eukaryota, Viridiplantae, Streptophyta, Zygnematophyceae, Desmidiales, Closteriaceae. The record is from the annotation of a GenBank genome assembly.
AUGGAAUCCCCGAACUCAUCGCGUCGUCCGUCUGUAGCGCGACCAACGAACGAGCCGGCCUCCGCUCUCGCAACCCGCUCCACCGUCUCCUCCGCACCUCCCGCCGCCACUGACGGCAUCUCCGGCGUCGCAUUGAUGGACGGCCCGAUCUCUGCGUCGUUGAAUCUUGGCCGCUCGAAUCCGGGACGUGCGGUGCCGGGCAGCCGGAUAGUGAAAGAAGAAGCCGCCGAGGACCGUAGGGCAGGGAAACGGGCAGCCGAAGAGAUGGGGGAGGAUAGUGAGGAGGAGAGCGAAGGGGAAGCGGAGGAGGGAGGAGAGGGAGCGGAGGGAGCGGAGGGAGCGGAGGGAGUGGAGGGAGAGGAGGGAGUGGAGGGAGAGGAGGGAGUGGAGGGAGAGGAGGGAGAAGAGGGAGAAGAGGGAGGCGCGACGGCGAGUCAAGCCCGGAAUGGAAGUAGGGGGGCGUUAAAGGGGAAGGGGAAGGGAAAGGUGAAGGGGACGGGGGAGGCGAAGGGGGAGGCGGAGGGAAAGUCGACGGCGGAGGGGAAGCAGAAGCGGGAAUGUUCGAUUGAAGCGGAGGUGUGCUCCAUUUGCCUUGAUGCCGUCGAUGUGUGCUCCAUCGAACGGUCCACAGCACGGCUGAAAUGCGGGCACGGGUUCCAUCUAGAUUGCAUCGGCUCUGCAUUUAACGCCAAGCGCCGCAUGCCGUGCCCCAACUGCCGCAGCGAGGAGCCCCACUCUCACCUCUACUUGCGCAUUUUUUCCGUUGUGUUUUCUCGCCCCUCUCCCCACACAGACUGCAUUGGAUCCGCCUUCAACGCCAAGCGCCGCAUGCAGUGCCCCAACUGCCGCAGCGAGGAGCACGGCCACUGGCUCUUCCCCUUCCCCCCUUCCGCCUCCGCCCCCUCUCCACCCCCCCUCCCCGCCUCCUUCUCCGAUCUUGCUGCUGCUGCCGCUGCUGCUCACGAAUUCCAGGCUACUUUCGGGGGAGGGUUUACUGGUGCAGUUGGGAGGGAGAGGAGAGGAGGGGCAGGCUUGGAGUGGGGGGGAGAAGGGGCGGGGUGGAGGGAAGCAGGGGUGGGGUGGGGGGAAGUAGGGGAGGGAGGAGGCGCGGGGUGGGUGCAGGCUGGGGAGGAGAGGGGGAGAGAGGUGCAGUGGUGGCGGGGGUGGGGGAAUUCUGGGGAAGAGUACACAGAGGAUGACUAUGCUAUAUCGGAGCAUGCUAUAGAGGAGGAGUAUGCUGUAUCGGAGCAUGCUAUAGAGGAGGAGUAUGCUACAUCGGAGCAUGCUAUAGAGGAGGAGUAUGCUGCAUCGGCGAUUGCUAUAGAGGAGGCAUUGGAGGGUGGGCUGAUGAUGACUCGGCCAUGGAUUCAUCAUGACAUGUACCACCCUGGCGAGCGCGCCUUUCGUGGUGCCUACACAGACGCCAAUAGCCCGUUGAUCACGGCCGGGCAUUUCUGGUCGGGGUAUGAUUCGGAUCCUUACAGUUACUACCAUCCGCCACAGCAUGCCGUGGCCUCCAUGCGCUCCCUGCCUGAUGAGG